AUGAAGAAUUUAGGAGCGAUUUUGCUCUUAAAAUUUGUUCUUGUUUCGUUCCAUUUCCAAGCAUCUGACGCUUUCGUGAAGCUUGUUCUGUUCGGUACGAAAGUGGAGAUGAAAAGCAAUGUAAAAACGUUUAACAUUUCGUACACGUUCCACAAUCCUGAAUCGUUAACGAACCAAUCACUUGACUUUAAUAUUUACCUCUUGCGAAAGUUAAACGAUUUAAAGAUGGUAAUGUCAUACAAUGUCGUCGCACUGAAUGGCACUGUACAGAACGAGCUUCUGAAACGUUCGAUCGAUGUUUGUUUUUUCUUUCGAAAUCCACGCUCCGAUCGGUUGGUGAAAAGUGUCUUUGACUAUAUUAAGGCACGCAGCCACCUGCCAGCGAGAUGUCCGAUCCCGCCCGACUACUAUAACAUGUGCAACCUAAGACUUUCCGAUGUGCCACUGCCAGCGCUGCUACCGGAAACGGAGUUUAUGGUGCAACUGGCAUACUAUUCCGGACUUAAGCAGGAAAUUAUAGCCUCCUUUAAGUUGUACGGGAAGCUGGUGCGAAUUGUUGAAAAUAUAUUACCCAUCAUUCAAUAG
Anopheles maculipalpis is the source of this 585-nucleotide messenger RNA. RefSeq lists its product as uncharacterized. Lineage: Eukaryota; Metazoa; Arthropoda; Insecta; Diptera; Culicidae. The record is from RefSeq and is a predicted model, not a curated record. The transcript has 3 exons. The coding region runs from base 1 to 585 and encodes 194 amino acids.